CUGGCCCGGAGGUGGAUGAGGAGGUAGGCCUAAAGGGCAGAAGGCGGGGAGGUGGGGGAGAUCCGCUCUCCACGCCUCUACCGGUAAGACUGUCAGCCAUAUUUCUGAGUCCGGGAGAGAAGAGGUUCCCUGAGCAGACAGAACCGGAGGAGGAGGCUGCACCGGCCCGGAUGUACACGGCACUGACUGUAGAUAGACGAGAUACUCCCGGGACACAGACGGGUCUCCGGGUACAGCGACACUUUGGAGGCGCAGGCCGGCCGAGCGUCACGGAGGACUUCCUCUUCUUCUGGGUUUUAUGAGAGCGGAACGCAGAGAGAAGAGCCAUGCCGAAACCUAUCAACGUGCGUGUCACCACCAUGGACGCAGAGCUGGAGUUUGCCAUCCAGCCGAACACGACAGGAAAACAGCUGUUCGACCAGGUGGUGAAGACAGUAGGCCUUAGGGAGGUUUGGUUCUUCGGUCUCCAAUACACCGACAGCAAGAGUUACAUCACCUGGCUCAAACUCAACAAGAAGGUGACCCAGCAGGACGUCAGGAAGGAGAACCCUCUGCAGUUUAAGUUCAGAGCAAAGUUCUACCCUGAGGACGUGUCUGAGGAGCUCAUCCAGGAGAUUACCCAGAAGCUCUUCUUCCUGCAGGUGAAGGAGUCGAUCCUGAACGAUGAGAACUACUGUCCCCCAGAGACGGCGGUACUGCUGGCGUCCUACUCCGUCCAGACCAAGUAUGGAGACUACAACAAAGAAACACACACACCUGGAUACCUGGGCUCAGACCGGCUGCUGCCCCAGAGAGUACUGGAGCAACAUAAGCUGACUAAGGAGCAGUGGGAGGACAGAAUACAGACGUGGCACGAAGAACACCGAGGCUUACUCAGAGACGACUCUAUGAUGGAGUACCUGAAGAUCGCCCAGGACCUGGAGAUGUACGGGGUCAACUACUUUGACAUCAAGAACAAGAAGGGGACGGAGCUCUGGCUCGGAGUGGACUCCCUAGGGCUCAACAUCUAUGAGCACGACGACAAGUUGAGUCCCAAGAUUGGCUUCCCUUGGAGUGAGAUCAGGAACAUCUCCUUCAGCGACAAGAAGUUUGUCAUCAAACCCAUUGACAAGAAGGCUCCAGACUUUGUAUUCUACGCGCCGCGUCUGCGCAUCAACAAGCGCGUGUUGGCGCUGUGCAUGGGGAACCACGAGCUGUACAUGCGGCGGAGGAAGCCCGACACCAUCGAGGUGCAGCAGAUGAAGGCCCAGGCCCGCGAGGAGAAGCACCACAAGCAGAUGGAGAGAGAUCAGCUGGAGAACGAGAAGAAGAAGCGGGAGCAUGCGGAGAGAGAGAGGGAGAAGAUAGAGAGAGAGAAGGAUGAACUGAUAGAGAGACUGAGACAGAUAGAGGAGCAGACACACAGAGCUCAGAAAGAGCUGGAGCAGCAGACCCUCAAAGCCCUCCAGCUGGACCAGGAGCGGAGGAGGGCCCAGGAGGAGGCCGGGCGGCUCGAGAAGGAGAGGCAUGCGGCCGAGGAGGCCAAGACCGCGCUGACCCAGCAGGCCGCGGACCACAUGAAGAACCAGGAGACCCUGGCUGCUGAGCUGGCAGAGUUUACAGCCAAGAUCGCACUGCUGGAGGAAGCCAAGAGGAAGAAGGACGAAGAGGCGUCAGAGUGGCAACACAAAGCCAUUUCAGCCCAGGAGGACCUGGAGAAGACGAAGGCGGAGCUUCACACUGCGAUGAUGCCCCCGGCACCGGCGGACGAGCAGGACGAGGCCAGCGGGGAGGCCAGCGCUGAGCUGCUCAGCGAGGGAGGGGGCGGCCAGCGCAGCGAGGAGGAGCGCGUCACCGAGGCCCAGAAGAACCAGCGCGUCAAGCAGCAGCUACAGGUUCUGAGUUCGGAGCUGGCCGAGGCCCGAGAUGACACCAAGAAGACCCAGAAUGACGUGCUGCACGCCGAGAACGUGCGAGCCGGGCGGGACAAGUACAAGACCCUGAGACAGAUCCGCCAGGGGAACACCAAGCAACGCAUCGACGAGUUCGAGUCCAUGUGAGGCAGCAGGACUUCAGUAGAGGAAGAGAGAGACCCCGAGAAGGAGAGAGACAGAGAGACAGAGAGAGAGAGAGAGAGAGGAGGGACUGGGUGCUACGACGCAUCGUCACAGAAGAGAGUGAGCGAGCGACACAGAAGAGACAGACACUGCGACUUAAAGAGAGAGCCUUAUUGUCACGCCAAUGCUUUCUCCCCAAUUUUGCCUCCUUUCCCCCCAUCUUCUAGGGAAUACAAAGGGGGCAACUGGGCAUGUCCUCCAAUACCCCACUAGUGCCCCCCCCCUGAUCCAACGACCACCCCGUCCUAAGAAUACAUCCUGCGACAGGAUUGGCUGCCAGCAGGACCAGCUGGACUUCAGCGUUAAUUUAAUGGCUAACAACUCGCAUGUACAUCUAGACCCAACACGAUGGAUGGAUGUCAGUGUGUGGAGCUAACGGCUUGCACAAACCACAACAUGGCUGGACUUCAGCUUACUGCUUACAGCUAGCAUGUACAUCUAGACCUAAAAGAUGGAUGGACUUCAGCUUACAGCUAACAGCUAGCAUGUACAUCUAGACCCACAAGAUGGACUUCCGUGUCAAGCUAACAGUUAACCGCUUGAAACCUAGCACAAACCCUAAGAUAGAUGGGUGAAGAUAAAGACUGUUUGAUAUCUUGUUUUUAUUUAUCGGGGAAAUAAAGCAGCCAUUUGUAGCUUUUUAA
Messenger RNA from Gadus macrocephalus (Pacific cod), 2740 nucleotides. Its product is annotated as radixin-like. Gene Ontology annotation, cellular component: adherens junction; cytoskeleton; filopodium. The record is from RefSeq and is a predicted model, not a curated record. Gene Ontology annotation, molecular function: actin binding; cell adhesion molecule binding. NCBI's taxonomy places the organism in Eukaryota, Metazoa, Chordata, Actinopteri, Gadiformes, Gadidae. Bases 327 to 2039 code for a protein of 570 amino acids. The transcript has 15 exons. Gene Ontology annotation, biological process: regulation of cell shape; regulation of organelle assembly; positive regulation of protein localization to early endosome.